This is a messenger RNA of Nomia melanderi (Alkali bee), 3617 nucleotides long. It is a transcript of the gene dsx-c73A, whose product is annotated as doublesex cognate 73A. NCBI's taxonomy places the organism in Eukaryota, Metazoa, Arthropoda, Insecta, Hymenoptera, Halictidae. The record is from RefSeq and is a predicted model, not a curated record.
UCGGCGAGCGAGCAGGGCAAAUGAAAAUGACGCGCUACACGUUCAAAUUCUCCAAUCUAAUCGACCGAUCGGUCAUAAACUCGCCUCCAAUCUCUGAAUAAAAAGUAACGUUACACCGUUAAGGGAGCUCGCGUUCUCUCUCUGCGUUUCCAUCCUUUCCCUCACCACUCGUAGUUACCUCUUCGUCUCGUAUACUCCUUUUUACAUGGUAAUUUCUCAAGAAAUUCUUCUCAUUGCGCCUCGUCCCGCCACGAAGACUACGAAACACGCGCGAGAAACGUCUUCGUCGGAAUUCCGUAAGAUCUGAAAUCACAGAACGGAGCUAUACUACUACUACUGCUGUGAACAUCCUGAAAAACUUUGCCUGCGUCGACACGAGAUUGGAAGAAAAAUGAACCCGAUCCGUGAAUUAACAUGGUUCUUAAUUUUGAUGGCUGCAAGUGCAGCACUACCUUCGCAGACGCAAAAUAAUUUUCGAGGUAUUAAAGCGAAGGCGAGGCAGAUCACGCCAACGUUUUUCAGGGAAGAUAAAUCGGCUAGUUUGAUAGGUGAAUCGAGUAGUAGCACCCCUAUUAUCAGAAAUGGAAGUAGAAAUGGAAACGGAAGCGGUGGCGCAAGUGCAAGUGCAAGUGGAAGUGGAAGUGGAAGCAGCAGCAAUAACAACAACAACAUAGAUGUUGAUUUCAACGUCGGAACAGACAACACAGGCAACGACAGCAUUGGCGGCGUUGGCGGUGUGGGAGACGUUGGUUAUGUCGGUUACGUUGGGGAUACCGUGUCGAAGCAAACAUCUCUCGGGGUGCCUGCAACGACGGUCGACGAGCAUCACGCGAUUCCAUCGUGGUUGUCUUCGUCUUCGUUGGCACCGCUAUCGAUGAUACCACUGGUAUCGACGGGUCAACAUUCUUUCGGCGAAACGAUCGAAACGAUGCCGACGACAUCGUUACCAACCUCUUCGAACACUGGCAAGUCGUUCGAAGCAUCGGUAGCAAUGAACAGUACAACGACAACCGUGGGAGGAACCACGGCGCCGACGAACGCGAGUACCGCUUCCAUUGAAACUUCGUCGAGAACUAUUGCCUCCGUCCAAGAGGCGGACGCAUCGUUUGCUUCGAAGAAAGCUACCACGAGCUUCGACAAUAUCACGACUACGCCAGUUUCAAUUUCGGCAAAGGAAACACGGGAAUCGCCUGGAAAAAUUCGACCCCAAAUCAAACUGACCACUAAUUAUAGCAGCCUGCCAGAGACGGGAGUACGAUUACCGGAAGGUGCAAGUGCGGCUCUUGCGAAGCCAACCAAAUAUCACUACUAUCCGCACAAUCAACACAUCUAUUUGUUACCGGAGUGCGCGGUACAACAAGUUUGCAACGCCGUUUACGUUAGGCUGAAUUUUACUCAGCCCCUGUGCGCCUGUCCGGGAAGAUAUCGGGAUCCCUGCAGCGCAUCUCUCGACAGCGACGACCUCCACACCACAGAGCUGGUCACCGACCCACGGACCAAGGCGCUCACUUUGGUAAAGACUUGCGAGCCGGUGGCGGAAAUGCGAGAAUGCAGAACACCGAGAGACUGGUCUCUUCUCGCGUUGCAAAACGUGCGAACCGGAAAGUCUCAUUACCUCGUAAUAUGUCGAUGUCCCGACGCCAAUAUACUCGAAGGUCCUAUGAGCCACGAUCAGCCGACCUAUGCGAGCGUGCCGGGAAUUCGCGUCUACGGAAUGAUGUGCGUACAAGGGAAUAGAAGAGGCCGACCUUUGCGAUACACGCGAAGCAUUCUAGAUCGUACGUACAAAGAAACCGGAGACUACCCCGUGCACAUCGAGAAAGACGAAACGGAAGAACAAUUCAACUUUCCAUGGUACAAAGUGCAACAACUAAUGGAUGCCGCUCUAUGGGAUUAGAUUAAUUUGCUGAACUUAUUCCGAACGUGCAUACAAGAAGAACACAUCGAAACGCGCGCAACUUGCUUAUCGUCUCAUUCAUCGUACUAUUUAUUAAGCAUUUCGCUUCGCUUCCCUUUUCCUCUUUCUUUUCCCACUCCCCUUCUCCUUCUUCUUGUUCUUCUCCUUGCGCUUCUUUGCUUCCUCUCGCUUCUCUACGGUUCACGACUCAUGUUUCUAACUUAUUAUUUAUAAUAUUGCUGUUGCGUACGCACACGCGUACAAAUGGCUCGGACAACGAGUCGUACUCGCAUGUAGGAUCGGGGAUCGAUAAUUAAAUCGGAUCGAGAAGAGGAGCGUAUUCGAGUGUAAAUGUUUUUUUAGUAAUAGAUAGCGAUUCACUGUGAACACAGACACCCUAUACCCAUGCAUCCGAAGCACGCUGCACGCGCCAACAUUUUCACCGAUACAACUUUCAAGAUCUCAUGAAUCGCGAAUGGAAUCGUGAAUGGAAUCGUGAAUGGAAUCAUGCAUGCUCGACCCAACGAUCAUUGCUAAAUCUCGAGUCUGCGAAAAGUUGAACAGUGAUUGGUAUCUAGAACAUCGUAACUAGAACAUUCGUAGCACUCGUAGACCGUUUCAGAUAAAUGCGAGAUAAACGCAGAGAUAAACGCGAAAACGAAAGCACCCAUUCGCCGAAACGCAAAACACCCGCAAUUAUUCACGCGUGCAACUUGUAUACGCUCUAUAUACACGUACAUACGUAUCUUUUUGCGCGGGACGCGUUCUGCGAAACACAUUUUCAGCCACAACAAACUAUAACCUUCGAACAUGGUAAAUUUUUCUCAUAUUUCACGAUGAUUACAUUCAUCCUAUUUUUCUGUAGCCAAACGCUAAAAGGGAAACGAUAGAACUUGGUCAAGUUUAAUCGCGAUACUUUGACAGUCAACAAAACCUUGGGAAGCUGAAAUUCUUGUCGGCUGAGAAACAUAUCGCUACAGUAUAAACUUACGAGCCGGCAAUUUUUUAGAUAAAGAAUCAUCGAACCGCUGAACCUUACACGACGAGCGUGUGACACGCCAGGAACUCGAGAAACUGGUCGUGCCGCUGUCAAAGUAGCACCCUCGUAAAAAUCGAAUAUGGAAAGGGUACCAAAAUUGAACAAAUUAUCGCAUUGCAGCAAAAAAACAAAAGAAAACAGAACAAGAUAAAGGGAAAAGGAAAAUAGAAAUGAUUAAAGAAGGAAGAAUAAAGAAUAAAGAAUAAAGAAACAGGAAAGAAGAAGAAGAAGAAGAAGAAGACAACACCGCGAAACGUAUCGCUAUAUUUCUUUAGAAAAUGCAUCUUUCACUUGACUUACCCAACACGUCCGAAUUGACUAAAACGCUGCAGCUGUACAUCGGAGUAACCAGUCGAGGGUGUCUGAAGUUGAAUGCUCGGCGACAAGCUUCUUUGCAUGCCGACAUUAAAAGUCCACCCACGCGGCCUUGGUUCUGACCGUAAUUUUCACUGUUGACACACGUGUGAUUUUCUAUUAAUCGAUUAAAAUGUUUAAAACCAACUUGAUAUGUACGAAAGUGAUAUAGGAGAGAAAAGAAAAGUGGCAAUAGAAUAUCAAAGAUGAAAAUUAGGUUUAUACCUUUGGCCUUCCUGAAAAAUUUGCCACUUUUUCAGAACAAAACAAACACCCGUCAUUGGCUCUUCGCAUAACGGUCCGGCAAGCGUCGCCAGUUGAAAUCCA